Molecule: messenger RNA, 1228 nt
Organism: Micropterus dolomieu (smallmouth bass)
Lineage: Eukaryota; Metazoa; Chordata; Actinopteri; Centrarchiformes; Centrarchidae
Product: dipeptidyl peptidase 2-like
Biological process (GO): proteolysis
Cellular component (GO): vesicle
Molecular function (GO): dipeptidyl-peptidase activity; serine-type exopeptidase activity
Source: RefSeq, a predicted model, not a curated record
GUGGCCUGUGAAACCAUGCUGAGUGGAUCUGACCUGCUCACCAACCUCAGGAAGACUGCAGGGAUUGUGUACAACUCCACCGAGGUGCUGAGCUGUUUUGACCUGUACAGUUUGUAUUUGGAGUGUGCUGAUCCCACUGGCUGUGGACUGGGCUUCGACAGCCUGGCCUGGGACUAUCAGGCUUGCACAGAAAUUGAUCUGUGCUAUGAGAGCAAUAAUGUGACGGACAUGUUUCCUCCCAUGGGCUUCACUGAGACAGACCGUGUACUUUACUGCUCCAAGCGCUGGGCUGUGGUUCCACGACCAGAGUGGCUCAAAACUCAGUUCUGGGGUGAUGCCCUUUCUACAGCCAGCAACAUUAUUUUCUCCAAUGGAGAUCUGGACCCAUGGGCAAAUGGAGGGGUACGCAAGUCCUUGAGUUCCUCACUAAUAGCUGUCAACAUUUCUGGAGGAGCCCAUCAUCUGGAUCUCAGAGGGUCUAAUGAUGCUGAUCCAGUGUCAGUUAUCAGUGCCAGGAAGAUGGAAGCAGACCUCAUUGCACAGUGGGUGAAGAUGGAGCGGACCAGAUUAAGACAGUCAACUUAAAAGCACGGGAUCUGAGUUUGUCUCAGGACUGAACGUAAAACCAGUUAUUUCUUUCAAAUCAAAUAAGUCCCUUCUAAUACAAUUGUACCAGAAUUCAUCUUCAAGUUGUUGUUGGCCCACAAUACAAUACACAGCAGGAAUGGAGGAUCAGCUUACAUCUGCUGAAUAUUAAAACUGAUCCUGGAUAGUAGUGAUUGUUUAAUGAUUUUCAUUAAACUACAAAUCAUGUUUUGCAUUGUUCAUCACAUUUCAAGAUUCUACAAAGGCAACAGCAUUACAAACAAACAUGCCCACCGCCAUUUUCUCAAGUUUCACUGAUAUAUAUAUAUAUUUUUAUUUUUUUUCAAACUGCUUGUUUUGUCCAACCAGCAGUCCAAACUCAAAUGUAUUCCAUUACAAUCAUGGAAGAUUAUUGAAAAACAGCUUCUAUUUACAGUUGAGGGCGUGGUCCAGAAGCUGGAACCUAUAAAUCUGGACGUGUUAGCUUAGAAAAAUUACAAAUCAUCAUCUUUAAGAAGAUCCAUGAAGUCAAUCCAAAUACAGUACAAUAUUGCUUCUACUGCAGACCUGCUGUGUUUCCUGAGUCAAUCAUCGACACAUGUUCUGUUAAUAAAAUGUUUAAAUUUUUUUGUACAAAACUAAA